Messenger RNA from Pipistrellus nathusii (Nathusius's pipistrelle), 1815 nucleotides. The record is from the annotation of a GenBank genome assembly. Lineage: Eukaryota; Metazoa; Chordata; Mammalia; Chiroptera; Vespertilionidae.
AUGCUCGCCCGCGCCCUGCUGCUCUGCGCAGCCCUGGCUCUCCGCGCUGCAGCAAACCCUUGCUGUUCCAACCCCUGCCAAAACCAAGGUGUAUGUAUGAGUGUUGGAUUUGACCAGUAUACGUGUGACUGUACGCGAACAGGAUUCUACGGGGAAAACUGUUCAACACCUGAAUUUAUGACAAGAAUAAAAUUACUCCUGAAACCCACUCCAAACACAGUGCACUACAUACUUACCCACUACAAAGGAGUCUGGGACAUUGUCAAUAGUAUCCCCUUCCUGAGAAAUGCAAUUAUGAAGUAUGUGUUGACAUCCAGAUCAGAUUUGAUUGACAGCCCACCAACUUAUAAUGCAGACUAUGGCUAUAAAAGCUGGGAAGCCUUUUCGAAUCUCUCCUAUUACACCAGAGCUCUUCCUCCUGUGGCUGACGACUGCCCAACGCCCAUGGGUGUGAAAGGGAAGAAAGAGCUUCCUGAUUCAGAAGUGAUCCUGGAUAAAUUUAUGAUAAGAAGAGAGUUCAUUCCUGAUCCCCAGGGCACAAAUUUGAUGUUUGCAUUCUUUGCCCAGCACUUCACCCAUCAGUUUUUCAAGACAGAUCACAAGCGAGGACCAGCUUUCACUAAAGGACUGGGUCAUGGGGUGGAUUUAAAUCAUGUGUAUGGUGAAACUUUGGACAGACAACAUAAACUGCGCCUUUUCAAGGAUGGAAAACUGAAAUAUCAGGUCAUUGAUGGAGAGGUCUAUCCUCCCACAGUCAAAGAUACCCAGGCCGAGAUGCUCUACCCGCCUCAUGUCCCUGAACACCUGCGGUUUGCGGUGGGCCAGGAGGUGUUUGGUCUGGUGCCUGGUCUGAUGAUGUAUGCCACCAUUUGGCUGCGCGAACACAACAGGGUGUGUGAUGUGCUUAAGCAGGAGCACCCAGAGUGGGAUGAUGAGCGGCUGUUCCAGACAAGCAGGCUAAUACUGAUAGGAGAAACUAUCAAGAUUGUGAUUGAAGACUAUGUACAGCACUUGAGUGGCUAUCACUUCAAACUGAAGUUUGACCCGGAGCUGCUUUUCAACCAACAAUUCCAGUACCAAAACCGCAUUGCUGCUGAGUUCAACACUCUCUACCACUGGCACCCCCUUCUGCCUGACACCUUUCAAAUUGAUGACCAGGAGUACAGCUAUCAGCAGUUUGUCUACAACAAUUCUCUAUUGAUGGAACAUGGGCUUACCCAGUUUGUUGAAUCAUUCACCAAGCAAAAUGCUGGCAGGGUUGCUGGUGGUCGAAAUCUUCCCGCUGCAGUUCGGAAAGUAGCCAAGGCCUCCAUUGAGCACAGCAGACACAUGAAAUACCAGCCUCUGAACGAGUACCGCAAGCGCUUUCGGAUGAAGCCCUAUGAAUCCUUUGAAGAACUCACAGGAGAGAAGGAAAUGGCGGCGGAGCUACAAGAGCUCUAUGGUGACAUUGAUGCCAUGGAGCUGUAUCCUGCCCUUCUGGUAGAAGUGCCUCGCCCAGACAGCAUCUUUGGUGAGACCAUGGUAGAACUUGGAGCCCCCUUCUCCUUGAAAGGGCUGAUGGGCAAUCCUAUAUGCUCUCCUCACUACUGGAAGCCUAGCACUUUUGGCGGUGAAGUGGGCUUUAAAAUCAUCAACACUGCCUCCAUUCAGUCUCUCAUCUGCAAUAACGUGAAGGGCUGCCCCUCGACGUCGUUCAGUGUUGGGGACCCACAGCCCACCAAGGUGGUCACCAUGAAUGUGAACCCCUCGCACUCUGGACUGGAGGAUAUCAAUCCUACUGUGCUACUGAAAGGACGUUCAGCUGAACUGUAG